AGAGCCGGCGGCCGGGCUGCCUGUUCAGUCCGGGUGCGGGGCGGUAGCCUGGGAGGCCUGAGUUUAAUCCCUGCGCCGCCCGCCCACCGGGGGCUCCACUGCCCUUGCCUCGGCCUCACUAGCCCGCCAGCCCAAGUCGGCGGCUCCUCCGCGAGUUCGCCGGGAACUCGUGCCCCUCGCUUUCCCCGGCGCCCAAGGGGGCCGCUUCGGGCCAUGGUGCGCUCCCAGGAGGAGCCCGCCGCUGCGCGGGGAACGAGCGAGGCGCAGCCGGCCGGCCCCGCGCCCCUGGGGGCCGCUCCGUUGCCUGGCUCGGGACCCUUGGACGGCCCGGAGGCAGUGGCGGCGGAGAAGGUGGAGGUAGAGCUGGUGGGGCCGGCGGGCGCCGAGCCCCCUGAACCCCCUGAGGGCGGCUGGGGCUGGGUGGUGAUGCUGGCAGCCAUGUGGUGCAACGGGUCGGUGUUCGGUUUCCAGAACGCCUGCGGGGUGCUCUUCGUGUCUAUGCUGAAGACCUUCGGGUCCAAGGACGAUGACAAGAUGGUCUUCAAGACAGCUUGGGUAAAUUCCCUCUCCAUGGGGAUGAUUUUCUUUUGCUGCCCAAUAGUCAGCGUCUUCACAGACAUGUUUGGUUGUCGGAAAACAGCUGUCGUGGGUGCUGCUGUUGGAUUUGUUGGACUCAUGUCAAGUUCUUUUGUAAGCUCCAUAGAGCCUCUGUACCUUACCUAUGGCAUUAUAUUUGCCUGCGGCUGCUCCUUUGCCUACCAGCCUUCGUUGGUCAUCCUGGGCCACUAUUUCAAGAAGCGCCUUGGGCUCGUGAAUGGCAUCGUCACCGCUGGCAGCAGCAUCUUCACAAUUUUGCUGCCUUUCCUUUUACGGGUCCUGACUGACAGCAUGGGGCUCUUCCACACACUGAGGGCCCUCUGCGUCUUCAUGUUUGUUCUCUUUCUGGCCGGCUUUACCUACCGACCUCUGGCUUCCAGCACCAAAGAAAAAGAGGGAACCAAAGGAGGAAACAGAGCUGCCCUCUUUUCCAGGAGAAAGUUCAGCCCUCCAAAAAAAAUUUUCAACUUUGCCAUCUUCAGGGUGACAGCAUAUGCCGUGUGGGCAAUAGGAAUACCACUUGCUCUUUUUGGAUAUUUCGUGCCUUACGUUCACUUGAUGAAACAUAUGAAUGACAGGUUUCAAGAUGAGAAGAAUAAAGAGGUGGUUCUCAUGUGCAUUGGUAUCACUUCCGGAGUCGGACGGCUGCUUUUCGGCCGGAUUGCUGAUUAUGUGCCUGGCGUGAAGAAAGUUUAUCUACAGGUCCUCUCCUUUUUUUUCAUUGGUCUGAUGUCCAUGAUGAUUCCGCUGUGCAGCAUCUUUGGGGCCCUCAUUGCUGUCUGUCUCAUCAUGGGUCUCUUCGAUGGAUGCUUCAUUUCCAUUAUGGCGCCCAUUGCCUUCGAGUUAGUUGGUGCCCAGGAUGUCUCCCAAGCCAUUGGAUUUCUGCUCGGAUUCAUGUCUAUACCCAUGACUGUGGGCCCACCCAUUGCAGGGUUACUCCGUGACAAGUUGGGCUCCUAUGAUGUGGCAUUCUACCUCGCUGGGAUCCCUCCCAUUAUUGGAGGUGUUGUCCUUUGUUUCAUCCCUUGGCUCCAUAUUAAGAAGCAAAGAGAGAUCAGUAAAACCGCUGGAGAAGAAAAGAUGGAGAAAAUGUUGGAGAACCAGAAUUCUCUGCUGUCAAGCUCAUCUGGAAUCUUUAAGAAAGAAUCUGACUCUGUUAUUUAAUGUCUUAUAUACCUCCACCAGACUGGACUUGCUUUCAGAAGUUUAAGCAAGUUUUCCUUUUAUAUGAAUGGCAAAUUUCUUAUUUUUUUAAUCACAUCCUAGGAAUAGCACAAUAAUUGGGAACUGGAACCCUUAUUUACUACAAGAACCAUUUUCUGCUACUGAAUAGCUGUCCCAUAUUUCCGUGAGUCUGAGGGCAGAGACUCAGUUUUCAUGGACAAGAAAACACGUCUCAAAGUCAAAUAUUGCAAGAAUAUGAAGCUAUCUCAGUAAAAGCAACUUUGGAAACUGUGAACGCUAUUUAGCUUGUACAAAUAUUUAAAAAUACCUCAAGCUAUAUUGAAAGGGUUGUGAUUCGAUUAGGGCUGGGUAUAUUGUUUGUUAUCUCACAUGGUGUUUUUAUUUUUGGUGUUUGUUUUAAUUUCUUCUGCUAUUUGGAAACUUCUUAAGCUUGGAUUCUAGAUAAUAGCAGAUCUACUUCCGUCUCAAGUCUAUGUUAAAAUAAGCUAUGGAAUUAUUAAGUUAUUCCAUCUUGCUCCAGUGUCAAGAGACCUUCCUGGAGCAGGUGCUAACAGUAUAUUCAGAAUCAGUAUGUGCAGAUGAACAGGAUCCUGCUCUUAAGGGCAGAUCAGGUCAGAAACCAGACAUUUCUCCCAUUGACAAUUUUUCCCCUUCAGGUUUGCAGUGUGUUCUAUUCAAGUAACCAGAAACACCCCAAAUUUCUGAAUUUGUUUAAAUUAUAACAAUAAAGUAAAACAGAAUAAUUAAAAGAUAGUCUGGCAAUUUUAACUUAGAUUUUUUCUGACUUCUGAAUUCGUUGCGCUAGGACCUGAUAUUUAAACAAAGUCUUGGGAGUUCCCGUCAUGGCUCAGUGGUUAUUGAAUCUGAGUAGGAACCAUGAGGUUGUGGGUUUGAUCCCUGGCCUUGCUCAGUGGGUUAAGGAUCUGGCGUUGCCAUGAGCUGUGGUGUAGGUCGCAGAAGUGGCUCAGAUCCUGAGUUGCUGUGGCUCUGGCGUAGGCUGGUGGCUACAGCUCCAAUUUGACCCCUAGCCUGGGAACCUCCAUAUGCCGAGGGAGCGGCCCUAGAAAAGGCAAAAAGACAAUAAAUAAACAAACAAACAAAGUCUUACCAAACAUGUUACCAAGUUGCAGUUUUAGGCACAAAUGGGAAAAAGAAAAAACCAUCUCUGAAGAAAAUAUCUAUUUCUGACGAGAUCAGGCACAUUCAUGGUGAUGGCUCUAGAUGAAAACAUCAAUUUCUGAAAGAAUUACUCUAAUUGGUUUAUGAAAAUAAUGGGUUUUAAAAGGUUAAAAGCAUGUAUAAAGCUAAACAAUUCCUGCAUUUCCAAAACUUCAUGGCAAAAGCUUACACUUGUAUGUAUUUAUCCUAGUGUGUCCCCCGCCACUAACAUUCCCUGUAUUUUUUCCUAUUUAUGCAAAGACAAAUGUACAAAAGCUCUUAGAGUUUUAAGAUUUAAUUAAAACUGAAGUCAUGCCAUGAUCCAUACUCAUCUAAAAAACAAAAUGAACAUUUCCCUUAUCCCUCAAAUUAUAUUCUAGUACAUUUUUGUUUCUUAUUUAGGCCUUUAAAAGUUAAUAAUAUGCAAAGCUGGAGUUCCUGUCAUGGCUCAGUGGUUAGCGAACCCGACUAGCAUCCAUGAGGACAUGGGGUCGAUCCCUGGCCUCGCCCAGUGGCUUAAGGAUCCGGCAUUGCCUUGAGCUGUGGUGUAGGUCACAGAUGAGGCUGUGACUGUGGCAUAGGCUGGUGACUUCAGCUCUGUUUAGACCCCUAGCCUGGGAACCUCCAUGUGCUGUGGGUGCAGCCCUAAAAAGAAAAAAAGACCAUAUAUAUAUACAUACAUAUAUGUAUGUAUAUAUAUAUGCAAAGCAUAUUUAAACCCUAAAUAUAGAUGUAUAACAAAUCUUCCUCAAAUGUAGCUUGUUUACCUCGGAAAAAUGUUGUCUUUUUCUAAAUUCUCUGUACAAGAGCGAGAGAGAACUGUAACCUGUUGUCUCCCUGCUUUUCAUUUCAGCUUUGAUCCUUUGUGAAAAGCAGGGUCCUUCCAUUUCUUGUCUCUAGCUGAGGACAGAGACGCCUGGAAAGCAGAUGGAUUCCUAGCUGUUGAUGGGGGAGGGGGCAAGCAGAGGGAGAGGGAAACGAGGCUGUUAAACAACAGCCAGAAAACCUAGAACUUUUCCUUUCAGCAUUAGCUUUGCUAUCUACAACUUCAAAGGUUCAAAAUAUAAAUGCUAAAUGUGGAAUUUAUUUGUAAUAGGCAUUUCCACCCCCACCCCAAUGGCAGGAGGAAGUUCCCGGGCCAGGAACAGAACCUGCGCCACAGCAGUGAUAAUGCUGCUACUAGGCCACCAGGGAACUCAUUAAAUAAUUCUGAUGGUGAAGACAUUCAGCAACCUAUUCUGCCAUAUACACAGGUGCAACUUAUUACUUCCACAUUUCAUAUUCAGGGGACUUGGAUAAUGUAGUUUUUUUUUUUUUAAAGUUCUGUUGCAUUAAAAAAGAAAUACAUUUGAUCAUACUGCCUUUUCAUGUUCUUAUUUUAAGCUUCUACAAAAUGAUUUAGAAAUGAUAAUGUGAUAUCAGGUUCUUCAUUUAUUCGUGCCCAGUUAUACAAAACAUUAUUUCCUCAUUAUUAUUAGUGCUUUUGCGAUUAGCACGAAUAUACAAUUAAGAGCAAUUAUCAAACCUGCUAUUAUAUUUUCUUCUACAGUUUCAGCACAAACUUCUCACUCUCCACCACCCCCCCAAUUUUACAGAGGAAUUGGAUCUAAAGUAGAAAAUUUAUUCUGUAAAGACCUCCAAAAUGUUUUUUCUUUCAAAAUGUGGCAGAUUUUAGAGGGGAAAAAAAGUAGUAAUAUGAAACUCAGACUUGAUCUUGCCUUGUUAUUUUCCCAUCAUAAAAGAGCAAUGUGACAAGUAUUUAUAAUAAAACAAAGAUCUCAGAAUAUUGUGUUCUGUAUAAUACUACAUAUAUGCAGUUUUCAGUCUAAUGGAAAGAAAUAGGAUCUAUAGCACUGAAAAAGCUUCACUAAAAUAGACUUAUGGAGAGGGCUGUGCUAUAAUAAUAUAAGGUUUAAAAGCUAAAUCCCAUAAAAUAAAUAUUUAGUAAUAUGUGUGGUACAAGUUCUAAAAGUCUAAAAUGUACAAAUGAUGAAAAUACAAAAAAACUAACAUUCACAAAGGUUUUAGACCAAGAAGUAUUACUCAAAUCUUUCAAAGUAAACCCUUUCUGAUUUCUGAACAGAGUAUUAUUAUUGCAGUUAAGUGACCUGAUGGGCCUACAUUUUUUAAUUCAAUUGAAGACAUUUUUUUGAGAGGAAAAGAAUAGAGACAGAAUUCUGCUUUCUUAUCUCAUCAUCCUAAUUCCGAUAGGACUCAUCAAAUUCUCCAAAGCUUUGGCCAUUGAGUCCAACAUAAGAAGAGGAGCAAUUAUUCCUCUUUCUAGAAAGUCUACACUGGAUACUAUUGGAACAGAUGCUCAGGGAUUUUCCAGAAACAUCUUGGUUAUAUUUUUAUUGCAGUGGAUAUUGUUGGGAUGCAUCCAUUUCAGUAACAAUAAACUACCCAGAUGACUGAUACUAUAUUCAAAAUUUAUAAAUCCUCAUAAAUCAUCAAUACUUUAUAGCUCUGCCAUAAGACUUGUAAUUUCCACAGAAAAUUGUAUAGUGCUUCUAUUAGGCUUCAAAUUCAAUUCAUAAACAGAAAUAAGACUUCAUUUGCAUUCCAUGAACAUAUGCUAUCUGCUAAUACAUGUUCGCAGUCGAUCCCGUGCCCUAGUAUGGAAAAACUUUUAAUACUAUUAGCUUCAACUUCCUACACUUUUAAAGUCAAUGUACACUUAGUUGUAAGGUAAACAUAUGCUUACUUCUGGUAAUCUAAUCCUUUUAACUGCACUUAAGAACCUUUUAUUUUGUGCCACUGUUAUUUGUAAACUGUCUCACAUCCAGAUGACUCUGAUGUUAAGUCAAUAGAAGACCGAAUAGAAAAUGUGGUGCGAGAUACGAGUAGGCAACCUGUGGCAGGGGUGGCUCUGAGGACCUCUGGUGGUGCACGUUCAUACCCUUUCCUAUGCCUCUUUUUUCUUACUCUUUUCCUAUUGUCUUUAUCAUUCUUUUUCCCUUUACUUCCCCACGUCCUUCUAAAACCUUCUAGAGAGUUUUUAUGUCCUUAACAUCCUUGCUUCGUUCCUCUGGUUGCUUAGCUGCACUACUUACUGGUCCCUGUGGUUUCAGAGGAUGGAGCCCCAUCCCAUUUUGUGUAACCUGGAGAAUGGCUUGCUCUCAGCUUUCAACUUAGGAGUUCUAAAGGUACACAGAAAAAAAGUUUUACUUAUGUGCCUAAAAUUGGGGGAGGGGAAUAAGUUUCAUAUAAAUGUCAUCUUUUGUGCUAACAUCUAAAACUUCAUUUAAAUGUUUAAGGUAAAUGCUUUAAGAGAAAAGACCGUCCGGUUCUUAAUGUAAGGAUUUUCAGAGAGCAUUUUUUUUUUUUUUUUUACUUUGGUUUUCCUAUUCCAUUCGAGUUUUGCUCAAUCUUAGUCCUGAGUGCACACCCUGGAGAAAGAAGGCUUUGGAAUGCAGAGGGCCUCUGGGGUGCGGUUCCUAAUGAACCUGCCUUAGGCUGGAUUAUACUUUAUGGCAGAUGGUAUGUAACUUCCCAGAGUCUAGAGAUACAAGUGGAAAGUAUAAGCCAAUUAGCUCCAAUUUUUAAAUAUGUGAGUAAUUUAAAUAAGUAUUUAAAACUCUUUGGAAAAUUUCUAACUCUGAAAACAUCAUUGUUGCCGGCAUAAACAUUAAGGAGCAAAGAAUUACACGGUGGAGAAAGGCAACACACAGCUCCCGGGUUCACUGUAAUGUGGUAGUCAGAGCCAUGGUUAUUGCUUUAUUUGUUAGCAGAGAGACUAAUGCUUUAUUUUAUACUCUAUAGGUGAUAGGUUACAGUUUUCAAGAAUAAAGGGCCAAAUGCCCACAGCUAAAUGUGAAACCUGCACACAACUUAUAAUUAUUGAACUACCACACAUAUGGAUUUUAUAAGACUCCUCAGACAAAUAAAGACCCAUGAAAUAAUUCAUUGCCACAUCUCUGAAUCACUCAAAACUUGGGACGUAGUAGUUUAUCUUGUCCUUUUAUAAAUUACUAAUGAAGUUCCCAUUGUGGCUCAGCAGGUUAGGAACCCAACUAGUAUCCAUAAGGAUGCAGGUUCGAUCCCUGGCCUCCCUCAGUGGGUUAAUGAUCCGGCAUUGCCCUGAGCUGUGGUGACAGUCCCAGAUUCAGCUCAGAUCCUGCGUUGCUGUGGCUGUGGUGUAGGCUGGCAGCUGUAGCUCUAAUUUGACCCCUAGGCUGGGAACUUCCAUAUGCAGAGGGUGCGACUAAAAAAAAAAAGAAAAAAAGCAAAAAUAAAAUAACAAAAAUUAUGAAUAUUUUGAAAGUAAACAUUAAUCAUCUUGGCCUCUACACAUUCAACAAAAUCCACUAUGGUACUUUUUUUUGACAGCUAUAAAAUAAUAAAGGAGGAUACCUCAUUUAUAAAACAGGAUUCCCAUUUUUUUAUUAGUAUCGUGAAAAGAUAUUGAGAAUGAAAUAAAACCUUUCUAAGUGCUUAAUCAUGAUGCUCACUUGAUCAUGGCAGUUCACCUACCUGGCUUUCAGUGUCCAACUAAAAGCCCAAGUUAAUCAUUCUUGCUUAAUCACAAGUGAAUUAACGGUGUUUCUGGGAUUAAAAGACAAGGGGAGUACAAGCUAAGGGGGUCAAAAUAUCAGGAAUCAUUCUUUGGUACUUUGUUCUUUUUUUUUUUUUUUUUUUUUUUGCCUUUUUGCCUUUUUUAGGGCUGCUCCCACGGCAUAUGGAGGUUCCCAGGCUAGGGGUCGAAUCGGAGCUGUAGCCACUGGCCUACACCAGAGACACAGCAACUCAGGAUCUGAGCCAUGUCUGCAACCUACACCACAGCUCACGGCAAUGCCGGAUCCUUAACCCACUGAGCAAGGCCAGGGAUCGAACCCGAAACCUCAUGGUUCCUAGUUGGAUUCGUCAACCAUUGCGCCACAACAGGAACUCCUGGUACUUUGUUCUGAUAGAUGGAUUUGAAAGCAACAAAGAUGAAAUAUUAGAGUUAAUGUAAUUAAUGUGUGGCCUACGAUCUGAAAAAGGAAAAUUGUGAAGACAUUUAUCAUCUAUAUACAAUAAUGAACACUCACUAAUAUGCUUCACCAGUGGCUUUUCAAAUUACCCUGGCAGUUAGAUGAUGAGGUCUUGUUUCAUUUGUAUAUUCUUUAGCAGGAAGAUGGAUGAUCUCUGACAAUAGAUUGUCUGCAUGUGCCUUAACCUUACAGCUUACAUGUUCAACUCCUGUAACAGGCACCCUUUCCCUAAUGGAACAGGGACUGUGGCAGUGAAUUUCUGUCUUGCUAGAGUGUUUGAAAAUGCUGUUGUUAAGUGUGGCAGUAAUAUAGGAAUUAAUCCACAAAUUCCCAGUCUAUUCUGAGAUGUUUCUAGCCUUUCCCUAAGGGUGCUUUAAUAAGAGUAUUUUGAAAUUGAAUGUCACUAAGCAUGUGCGUGAUGUCACUAUCAAUAUAAAAUAACAUUUAGAAAUCAAAUUAUAUCUGUGAUGCUAUUUUGGAGCCUCUGAUAUAUGACAUUUAUUCUUCACUGAAUAAUAUUUUUCAGUAUCUGUCAGUUGUUAGAAGAGUCAGUUUGUUAAAUGUGUGUGUAAACAUAUAAACCUUUGUUUUUAUUGUGAUUUUCCCUAAAUGCAAUUUUCUAUAGUAUGUUCCAAUAUGCUAGAAAGUAAUGGGUCAACUUAUCUUCCAUAAUUCACCCUAUAUUGGAAUAUUAUUUUAGGGACCCAGGGUUUGUUAUCAGAGUGUUGUAUUUUGACCCCAGGCUGUGAACAGACUGAUGCCUUUUUUUUUCCCCCUACAGAGAAAGGUUAGACCAAAAUUGGUGCUAGCUAAAUUUCACAUUCCUUGCAAAACUAUUUUUUCUUUUAUAUAUAUAACACAACAGGAAAUCUGUAGAUCUAUUAGUUUUAUGCAUGUUGCCGAGGGAGAAAAUCUUCCAUAAAGCAAAUUAUUGAGUUUGGUUAUCUACUUAGAGGUAUCUAAUUUGUGUCAGUACAUAAGGUGUUGCAGUGUGAAACUUAAAAAGAUCACCAAAUGAAAACUUGAUGAACGCAGUCCCCCAAAGGAAUGACUUUAAAGAAAAAGUCCUUCAUCAAUGUUUCUAGCACCAAGUUAGCUAUUCAAAGUAUUCUGUAACUCUGAGGGUAUGUGAAAAAGAUGUUAUGUAUAUUUUAUAUUUACAUAAACAUAUAUACACAAACUAGCUUUCUAUUUGAGCCUGUUUAAAUAGAUACUUUAAGCUAUUCUUCAGACUAGGAUUGGAGUUUGGGGAGUCAUCAAUCUUAGAACCUGGAUAAUGAGUUACAUUUUUUUUAAAAAAUGGACACUGAAAGUAUCAUUGCUCACCUUUCAGAUUUAACACAAAAAGUUAAAUAAGUAAGGACUACAUUUAGGUCAGUGUCAGCACAUCUCAGACCUACCAUUAUCAAGGGCUCUCGGCAUCAUGGUUGUGGCUGACUCUAACACACGCCUAAAGCUCAACCCAAAUUCCACGUGGGUCUCUUGAGUCCCUACCUGUGAGUAAGAUGCACAAGAAGUAGGGACCACAGGUUUUUAUUUAACUUGGCUGUCUCUGUAGACUUUGCCUUAACACUAUUUGAUAAGGACUUUAUAAAUUAGGAAAACAGGAGUUCCCGUCGUGGUGCAGUGGUUAACAAAUCCGACUAGGAACCAUGAGGUUGCGGGUUCGGUCCCUGCCCUUGCUCAGUGGGUUAACGAUCCAGAGUUGCCGUGAGCUGUGGUGUAGGUUGCAGAGCGGCUUGUAUCCUGUGUUGCUGUGGCUCUGGCGUAGGCCAGUGGCUACAGCUCCGAUAUGACCCCUAGCCCGGGAACCUCCAUAUGCUGCAAGAGCGGCCCAAGAAAUUGCAAAAUGACAAAAAAAAAAAAAAAAAUUAGGAAAACAAUACACACUAUGAUUUUCCUAAUUAGGAAAUCCAUACAUUUAGAAUCUACUAGAGUACACGGGGUUCUCUGUUAAUUAAUGAUAAUUCCAUCCCACUGUUAACAUGACUUGUAUGUGGAAGGGAGAAUGGGACUUGUUAGAAGUUAUAGAAAGUAAAAUUAAAUAUCCCUUUGGUAACAAUUUCUCAUGUAACUGUUAAAAUAUUAUGGUUUGAGAAAUGGUAAGAUUAUAAAGGCAUUGCACAGUGGUUGAUCAGUUUGCAUUUUGUCAUUUUUUUUUUUGUUCUCCUACAAGUUUAUUUUAGCCUGAUGGUUAUAGCUACGACAAACUGAACCCUGCAAUAUUAUCGAGAGAGAGCUUGGAUAUUUUAAGUAUCUCCUGUAUUUUUCAUGUCAGCUUCUUGUAUUUUAAUGUUUAUCUGAAAAGUAACUUUUAAAUUAUUUUGCAUAUUUUCAAAGUUAGAAAAGCAUGUUUAUCUUAGACAUCAAAACCAAAUUAUUCCAAGAGCACGCUGCACAUCACAGUGUGACUGCUUCUCGAUCUACCUACACAGGAUGCCAUUUUGGGCACAGUAGUUGUUAAAUAUAGAUCACUAUGUGACAUAAUUAUGCUGGGUUUCAUUAGUAUGCAAUAUUUUAUUACUCACCUUCUUAAAAAUUUUGUUUCUUUUUAAAGAGUAUAAUUUAUAGCUGAUUUUUAAAUAAUAUGCGAUUUAAUAUAGCUAACCAAAAUCUUUUUAAUUCAAAGAACUUUGUAAUUACUUGGAGGAUAAGAUCAUUUUACUGUGGAAUGUGAUAUUCUCAGUAAAUACAAUAAAAAUUUUUAGCAAAUUUC
Messenger RNA from Sus scrofa (pig), 10629 nucleotides. It is a transcript of the gene SLC16A10, whose product is annotated as solute carrier family 16 member 10. Gene Ontology annotation, cellular component: basolateral plasma membrane. Gene Ontology annotation, biological process: transmembrane transport. Lineage: Eukaryota; Metazoa; Chordata; Mammalia; Artiodactyla; Suidae. Gene Ontology annotation, molecular function: transmembrane transporter activity. The record is from RefSeq and is a predicted model, not a curated record.